This is a messenger RNA of Miscanthus lutarioriparius, 885 nucleotides long. The record is from the annotation of a GenBank genome assembly. NCBI's taxonomy places the organism in Eukaryota, Viridiplantae, Streptophyta, Magnoliopsida, Poales, Poaceae.
AUGGUCUCUGCAGAGACAGCGUCAGGGAGGCACGCGUGUUCAAGAUCCAAGGGUACUCACGAUACAAGGCCACCGCCGGCAUUUGGCACGGCCGUGACGUCGGGCACGUUCAGCGUCGGAGGCCACAGCUGGCGCAUCCAAUACUUCCCGUGCGGCUACACGGGGAAGGAAAACGCCGGUUGGUUAUGCUUCGGUCUGCACCUUGUGGUUCUACCAGAACCAGCGGCCGCAGCAGACGGCGGCAUCGUCAAGGCAACUUUCUCGUUGAGCCUACUCGACAAGGACGGGGCGCCACUGCCGUCGCCGUACAGACGACGUGUGUCAUCCCUACUGGACUUCUCAAGCACACACAAUGAAUGGCAGUUCAAGCAAUUCAUCAGAAGCAAGGACCUCGAUUCACUCUGUCUCAAAGCAGAUUGCUUCCGCAUCAGGUGCGACGUCACCGUCGUCCUAGAGACACGCGACAAGUCGUCCGUGCUGGCCAGCGGGGUCGGAGGGGAUGUGACGUUUGAGGUCGGUAAGGAGACAUUCGUCGCCCACAAGAACGUGCUUGCGGCGCGGUCGCCGGUGUUCAUGGCGGAGUUAUUCCGCAGCAUGAUGGAGGAGAAAGCUGCCGCCGCCCGUGUGCGGAUCCUUAGGAUCCAUGCGAGGGCGUUCAAGGCCAUGCUGCACUUUAUCUACACCGAUUUAUUGCCUGAGAUAGAUGAAGAUGACAAGAUACCUAUGGUUCAGCAUCUCCUCGUGGCUGCAGAUAGAUAUGAUAUCCAGAGAAUGAAACUGAUCGGUGAGAACAAGUUGUGCAUCUCUGUUAACGCAAGCGUAGCGGUGACUACACUUGUGUUAGCUGUUGCCGUCGCCUCAAGGAGGCGUGCAUUAAUUUGCUGA